AAAAUAAUAAUAUUAAAAUUAAAAAGAAUUGACAUAAAAUAUAAUGUCGAAUGAUAGAAAGAAGUCAAUUACAAAUAAUUUAUAAAUACAAAUUAAUUAAAUAAUUCCAUUACCUCAAAUACCAAAAAUCAAAUAGAAUAUAAUAGAGGCUAGACAAAAAUAUAAUCCUGGAGCAAUACCUCCAAAUUUUGAAAUAGCAAAAAAGCAUGAACUUUCGUCAAUUGUAGGAAAAAAUGACGAAACUGCAAAAAGAGAAACAUGCAUUUGUUGUAAUUAAAGCAUUAACAAGAUUUAACUCCCAUUAUUUUCAAGUAUGAAUAAUCUUGCUUAUUUAGGUCCUGGAUAUCCUUUAUAUUUUAGUUUUUUAAUAUUUUGCAUUAUAACCUGUUUAAUAAUAAUUCUAAUAUCUGGAGGGUAUAAUAUAUACACAAACUAUGUAAAUGGAUCAUUUUGUAAAAGUACUUAAGGUGUAUUUUGUAAUGAAGAUUGGAUUACUAUAUUUUCUGUUGGAAAUAAAAAAGGUUUAAAUUAUUAAAUAAAAAUUCAAAAUUAUUUAAAUUUGGGUACCGUAGUAGCUUUGGUUAUAAUUUUUUAAUUUUUUAGACGAAAAAUUCGAGUUUCUGAAAAUGUUUGUGAUUAACUGGAUUUUUCUGCUUCUGAUUAUACUAUUCUAUUAAAAAAUAUCAAAAUAACUCAGAAUUUCAACAAAGAAGAAUUUAUAGAAUUUCUCAGUACCAAUUUAUUAAGUGGUUAAAAGGUUGAAAUAAUUAAAACAAAUUUUACAUUUAAUCUUAGUGAGGCAUUAGAAUAAUAAAAAUAAAAAGAUUUUUUCAUUAAAAAAUAAUAAAAAGCGAUUAUUUAAAGAUAUACAACAGGAUUUUACCAAGAAAAUGUCAAUAUCAUUCAAUUAAAUGAAUAAAUAGCCAAUAUUUAGGCAAAAGUAGAUUUUAUUUUGAAUAAAUUUUAAGAUGCAAAUUCUUCCGAGUUUCUUUCUUAGUAUUUUACUGGGUGGAUUUUUAUUACAUUGAACGAUUCUAAAAAUAAAUAUGAUAUAAUAAGAGCUUAUGCGAAAUUAGGUGGGUUUUUCGAGAUUAAACCGAAACUUAAUUUUAAAGGAGAUAAAAUCGAAAUAGAAAAUCCACCAGCUCCAACGGAUGUAUAUUGGAUGAAUUUACAUAAGAAAGGGUAAAUUUGGAAAGAAUUAUGUGGGUAUUUACUUAUUUGUGCACAAAAUGCUGCAUUUUUUUUCUUCUUAAAAUAUUUGUUGGAAUCUUAAUAAGAAAUAAAAAAAAAAAAAAAUUAGUAUAUUAUAGAUUUCGAGAUUAUAAUGUGGUUGUAUUCAUUUACUAUAUCUAUUGUAAUUACUUUUAUUUCGAUUUUUUUUUAAAUUUAAGGUAUUUAUUUGACUCAAUGGGAGGGUUAAAAAACUAAAGGAUAUUAUAAUUCUAGUGCCAUAAAAAAAAUUGCUUUUGCAUAAAUUUGCUUGAAUAUUUUUUUACUUUUUUUUAAUUAGUUGUUUAUGGUUAAUCCUGAUGAUGAUAAAUUUGUGAAAGUUUUUGGUUAGGGUGGACUUGUGUAUAAUAUUUAAUUUGUUUUUAUUAUGAAUGCCGUCAUUCCAUUUAUUUUAGAAGUUAUUAAUAUUAAAGGUAUUAUUUAAAUUGUUAGAAAAUGGAUGAUUAUUAGAAAAUAUUAAAAAACCUCCUUAUGUUUUUUAACAUAAGAAUAAUUAAAUAAUGCAUUUUGUAAACCAGAAUUCAUGUAUAUUAAUAGAUAUACUACUAUUCUUAAAAGUAUGUAUAUGAUGGCGUUUUAUUCAUCUAUUUUACCUAUGUGUAUAUUAUGGACAUUAGCUACUUUAUUUUUGGCUUAUUUAAUUGAUAAAUAUAAUAUUUUAAGAAGAAGAAUUAUCAAAUAUAAUAUGGGCACCGAACUACCUACAGAAAUGACAGAAAUGUUAGAAUAUGUAUUAGUUAUUUAUUGUGGGGGAAAUAUACUUUUUUCUGAUUAUGUUUUUGAAAAACCUAAUAUAUAAAUUAGUAAUUUUGAUUCUUAUGUUUCUUAUUUAGCCAUGGGAAUUGCAUUUUUAAAUGCUAUUUUACCUAUGAAUUUUAUUAAUAAGAAAAUAUUUAAAGUAAAGCCUGUUUCUCCUAAUUUUGAAUCUUUUCAAUAAAUAUAAAAAAAACUUUUUAUUGAUUAUGAUAGAGAAAAUCCAGCAACUUAAACUUAUGCAACUUAAGCAUUUUAAAAAAUAAUUGAGGAAACUUAUGAAAAAUCAAAUUAAAUUGCAAAAGUUGAUAAAGACGUUAAGGACGAUAAGGAUAUUAAGGACGAUAAGGAUAUUAAGGAUAUUAAGGAUAUUAAGGAUGUUAAGGAUAUUAAGGAUGUUAAGGACGUUAAGGACGUUAAGGACGUUAAGGACGUUAAGGACGUUAAGGACGUUAAGGACGUUAAGGACGUUAAGGACGUUAAGGACGUUAAGGACGUUAAGGACGUUAAGGACGUUAAGGACGUUAAGGACGUUGAAAAUUAAGAAUUAAAAUCCUUAAAUUAAAUUAAUAUCGAAUGA
Molecule: messenger RNA, 2566 nt
Organism: Ichthyophthirius multifiliis
Lineage: Eukaryota; Ciliophora; Oligohymenophorea; Hymenostomatida
Exons: 8
Cellular component (GO): plasma membrane
Molecular function (GO): calcium-activated cation channel activity
Source: RefSeq, a predicted model, not a curated record